Molecule: messenger RNA, 2165 nt
Organism: Esox lucius (northern pike)
Lineage: Eukaryota; Metazoa; Chordata; Actinopteri; Esociformes; Esocidae
Gene: snupn
Product: snurportin 1
Exons: 9
Coding region: 154-1293 (379 amino acids)
Biological process (GO): protein import into nucleus; snRNA import into nucleus
Cellular component (GO): cytoplasm; nucleus
Molecular function (GO): nuclear import signal receptor activity; protein binding
Source: RefSeq, a predicted model, not a curated record
AGAAAACUACCUGGAACGCUACCUCACUCCGGGAAGUAUUUUGCUUGGCCAACGAGAACCCUUCUUCUGGUGGGAAAAGACGGCGGAGCAACGUGACAUCUCAGCCCGCCUGCCUCGUUCUACACCCAGUUUGCUUCAAGGCUCACCACCAGAAUGGAUGACCUUACCAAAGCCCUCUCGGCCAGCUUCGCCGUCUCCAAGGAGGCCAACAGCACAGCUGCCCCCCACCCGCGGAUGGCCCAGUACAAGACCAAGUUCAGUGUCUUGGAGCAAAGUGAGCGCAGGCGGCGCUUUCUAGACCUGCAGAAAACAAAAAGGCUGAAUUAUGUGAACCAUGCACGACGUCUUGCUGAUGGGGACUGGACUGGGGCAGACAGUGAUGAAGAGGAAGUAGUGGAAGUGGACAAAAAGGAGCAGCAGCAGGAGGAGGAGGAGGAGAAGAAGAAUUCAGACGAUGAUGGGAUGGAGAUUGAGAGGAAAAGGUUACCGAAGUACUAUGCCAACCAGCUCAUGCUGUCAGAGUGGCUAGUGGAUGUCCCUCAAGAGCUGGACACUGACUGGCUGAUGGUGGUCUGUCCCGUGGGGAAGCGCUCGCUCAUUGUCGCCUCAAAGGGGUCCACUGCCGCGUACACCAAAAGCGGCUACUGUGUGAACCGUUUCCCUUCUCUGUUGCCUGGAGGGAACCGACACAAUUCUGCAAUGGGAAAAGAUUACACCAUCCUGGACUGUAUCUACAGUGAGCUGGAGCGGACCUACUUCAUCCUGGACGUCAUGUGUUGGAGGGGCCAUCCAGUAUAUGACUGUCCGACGGAGUUUCGGUUCUACUGGCUCCAGUCAAAGGUCCAAGAGACAGACGGCCUAGCUGACAUUGCCAAAAGGAACCCUUUCAGGUUUGAGAGUCUUCAAAGUACUGCCUGCUCAACAGAAGCCAUACAACAAGCACUUGCAGCUGAGUACAACUUUAAUGUGGAUGGACUUCUGUUCUAUCACCGUCAGACCCACUACACCCCUGGUAGCACCCCUCUGGUGGGCUGGCUGCGGCCCUACAUGGUGGCAGACAUCCUGGGGAUGGAGGUCCCCGCUGGGCCGCUCACCACCAAGCCAGAGUAUGCCAGCCAUCAGCUGGCACAGAUCCGAGAGCACAAGAAGACAUCGGACCACGUCCGGCCUGGGGAACUGAACGGCCAUUAUGAGCUGGAGCACCUGUCCACCCCCGACCAAGAGAAGGGAGACUGCAGCGCCACAACCCAGAUCCGCGGUAAAACACUGAGGGAGUCGCGCAUGGAGAGCUGAGAGAAACGUGUGGGUUAGCUUGCCUCUGACUCAAUGUCGUUAGGCAAUAACAUUGUGACCGUUGCCUUCUUGCCUUGCCAGAAAGACUUAUGCUGCCGUCAGAUAUUUGGACGGUUGCAUCUUGUGAGGUCUUAUUUAUAGGGAGUUCAAAGAAUUGGCCCGGUUGGCCACCAUGAUUGAUUUGAAGCCCUGUGAGUGGCCCUCGGUGUCUGCGUCUUCGUUAUACUGGUGUGGUUACCAUAAUGCUGUGGCAAGUAAUAGAUAAGGACCUGUUACAAAUCAACAGCAAUUUUUUCCCCCCUCAUAAUGGGACUGCAUGUCAGUCAAUAACUAAAAAAGUAACUCUGGGUUAAAAGGAAUAUUUGAAGGUGUUGAGAAGUUAGACUUUUUUUCACUUUAGUGAUAAUCCUAAAAAAACAAAGAUGACCUCAGUUGAUGACACAAUGAUGAUCUCAUUGUACCCAGUUGUGAAAUGUUCAUAAAAAAACUGUCCCAUUUAUCAAGCGCCGCUUUGAAAGAUGCAACCUUUCAAUCUUUAUAGUCACCUUCUGAGAGAAUGAGGAAAUGGAUAGAAUUCUAAUGAUUAUCAGUGACAAUAACAAAUGUAUGAAUUAUAUAUUUUAUGAAUUGCUUUUUAAGAUUAUAAAUCAUACAUUUCACUUUUGAGAUGAGCUGGCUAGCAGUUUUGCCUGGCUUUGUGAAUGGCCACCCUUGUCACUGCACUUUCAAUGGUUCAGUGACUAAGUAUUUUAGAUCGGUCUUUUAAAUUUACAGUAUAUUUUGUGGCCCGAAAAUGCGUAAGAUAAAGCGGAUUCAUCUGGUUAUUUUAAAGUGUAUGUUUUCUGAUGUUUAUUAAAAAUGUUGUACUGACA